Molecule: messenger RNA, 17628 nt
Organism: Dictyostelium discoideum AX4
Lineage: Eukaryota; Evosea; Eumycetozoa; Dictyosteliales; Dictyosteliaceae
Exons: 6
Coding region: 1-17628 (5875 amino acids)
Biological process (GO): protein ubiquitination
Molecular function (GO): zinc ion binding
Source: RefSeq, a predicted model, not a curated record
AUGGACCCUGAUCUUUUAUUAGCAAUUGCAUUAAGUGAAAGUUUAAUGGAUAAUAAUAACAAUAACAAUAAUAAUAAUAAUAAUAAUAAUAAUAACAAUAACAACAAUAAUAACAAUAAUAAUAACAAUAAUAGUAAUAAUAAUAAUAAUAAAAAUGUAGAAAUGGGAGAAGCAGAAAAACAACCACCAGAAGAUAAAAUUAGUACAUAUUUUAAAGAAUUAACUGGUUUAUUGAAAAAAGAUACAAUAGUUAAAAAUUUAAAGCCUCUUCUCGCCUUAUUAAAAUCAAAGGAAUUGUUAUUGGAUCAAAUCUAUUUCCUUUCAAAAAUAUUGGAAUCAAUUUCCUUCAAUAUAGUUUUUAAUGGUAAAGAAAAAGAUAAAGUUGAAAAUGAAUUCGAAAUAUUUUGUAAAGAUACAAUUGAAUUUUGUUUAAACAUUUUAGAGAAAUGGGGAAAUGGUGAUAUUGAUUUAUCAACCAUUCCAAAUAUUAAUAAUAAUAAUAAUAAUGAUAAUAAUAGCAAUAAUAAAACAGACGACAAUAAUCAAAGUAAUAAUAGUAAGAAAUUAACACCUCUAACAUUAUUAUCAGUUAUUGAUAUGUUAUGUUGUAUUGAAUUUCCAUCAACUGAAAUUGAUAAAACCUUUGAUAACAUACCUUCUUUUUUAAAUGUUUCUGAAUUAGAUGAGAUAUUAGACUCAAAUAACCAAGACAACAAAGAGAACAAAAAAGAGGAUAAAGAAUCUUCAAAACCAAUCGCUUCUUCACCAAUACCUAUUACCACAACAAAUAUAGAGAAGCCAACAAUAGCAACAACAACAACAACUUCUACUUCUAAUAGUAAUAUCUUUAGUCAAUUUUUAAAUGAAGGAUUAAAAGUAGAAGGCUUAAAUGAAACAAUGAUACCAUCAUUUAAACCAUCCACAUUACCACCACCACCACCAACUCCAACAUCAACAAUAACAACACAACCACUACCAUCAUCAACAAUCACACAACCAGAAUCAUAUAGUAAUUGUGGUAAUGGUGAAGGAGGAAUGGAAACAUUCGCCAAAGUUAAUUCAAAUUAUUUCAAUAAUAAAUUAUUUGGAUCUUCAAGAUUGUUAUCAAUUUGUUCUAAACUUUUGGUACCCUAUCAUGCAGAUUUAACAUCACCAUCUACUGUUGAAAAGUUUGAAACAUUCAAAAAGAAUCAAACUUUGAUUCAAGAUUUUAUGAGCAAUGUUCAAGAUAUUAUAUUCUCUGAAGGAUUUGAUUCAUUAGAUAAACAAACUGCACCUUGGACCAUUGAUUUCUUGGGAAAUUUAAUUGGAACUCUUAGAUCUUUCCAAUCUUUUUCAAUUUCAAAUAAUUUAUCUUAUUAUAAUAAUGAUUCUAAAUUUUUAUCAAAACAUUUAUUUGAAAAUAUAUUUGAAGUUUUAGGUAGUAAAUUAGAUUAUCCAGGUUUACAAAUUAAAGCAGAGAUAUUCUUUUCAUUAUGUAUUUUAUCAGAUGUAAAUAAAAUGAAAAUUGACAUUGUCAAACUUUUAGAAAGAGAUCAAUCAACACCAUUGGAUAAAGAGUAUUUAGUUUUGAACCCACAAUUGAUUAUUUUAGCAAUUGACUUGGUAUUCAAAAAUAUUAGAGAAAUUACAGAGAUUCAAAAUAAUAACAACAACAACAACAAUGUAGAUUUUAAUGAAUUGUUAAAAAUUGAUUCAACUGUUGAUCAGAGUACUAUUACAGGUGUUGAAAAACCAACCACUAAAUUUUUAUUAUCAGAACCAUUGGAUGGAACUGGUGUUGAGGGUUGGUUUGAUUUUUCAAAUGAAAACAAACAAUUAUUUUCAAAAGAUUCUUUAUUUAAAUUAUUUAUUAAACCACAAUUACUCGAUACUUUAUUCAAUAUUUUAUAUUUAUGUUAUUUUAAACCAACGAAAUCAACCACAACCACAACAACAGCAACAACAACAACAACUACAACAACAACAAAUGAAUCCAUACCAAUGGAAACAACUCGAUCAUCAACACCUAUUCCAAUUGUAAAUAAUAAUAAUAAUAAUAAUGAUAGUAAAAGCAAUAGUAAAAAAUCACCACCAAUUAAAAUUAAUGAUUCCUAUUUUGGAGAAGAUGAUUUAUUUGGAGGAUUAUUUGAUCAAUCAAGUACUUCAAUUAGAAGUAGUAGUAAUAAAGUUAAUGAAGGAACACCAAAAUCCUCAACUACAACAACAACAACAAAUGCAACUAUCAUUAGUACUCCAGCAAAUUCAAAUAUUAAAGAAUCAUCUAAUGAUGAUGGUGAUCAUGAUGAAGAUAUUAUGAAAUGUAAAAUAUUUAACCUUUUAAGCUUUAUUUAUCUCUUACAAGAUGAUCCAAUGUAUAAAGAGUUUACAAAGAACCACUUGACUUUAACUCAUUUAAGAAUAUUGUUCACAUUGAUAGCACCAUCUAGUAAUCCAUCAAUAAUGGCACCAAAAUCAAAGAAUUCAACCGUUUUUAAGUUAUUAACAAAUAUUUGCUUCCUUUUAUGUAAAAAUUCAAUCAUUAGUGAUACAUUGUUGGAUCAAUUCAUUGGGUUUGUAUUCACCUCUGUUGAUUCUCAACUUUUAACUCUUCCAAAGGAACAAUUGGCUUGGAUAGCUUGGAUAUUUGUAAAGAAACAAUCAACAAUGGUCGUUGGUGCCACCAAUAGCGUAAUGGUGGUUAGCCUUUGGGAUGGCUUUUUAAAGAAUUCCUCAAGAGUUAUCAGAGAGGUUUCAUUGGUUUCAUCCCCAUUCAAAGAGGUGAUUUCAUUGGAUUAUAUUUUAUUACUUUUAUUCUCUUUCCAUACUUUGGAUGAGAAACAUCGUUUGGGUAUAGUUUCAACAUUAUGUCAAUCAUUUAAUGAAAUCGUUUGUAAAGUCAAAUCUGAUCAAUCAUUCCUUCCAAACUCUUUAAUGCUCUCAAGAUGUUUAAUGGUAUUCAAUUAUAUACUCUUUAAUUUUGAAACUGUGAAUCCAAUACUCUCAAAAUUAUUCAAUAGUCAAUUGUUAUCAUUUAAAAAGUCAAAUUACCAAGUGGGUGAAUUUUAUAAACUUUCAAUUGUAAAUCUAAACUAUAGUGGUACAAUUGAAAAAUUAAUUAAAAAAUCUGCUUUUAUAAAUAAUGAUGGUUUGAUUGGAUUACCCGAGUUUUAUGAUCUUUAUUUCAUUCCACCACCAAAUAAUACUUUAACUUCACCAUCAAAAUCUAUAAAUUCAUCAAGUAAUAAUAUAUUAUCACCAAUUACUCCAACUAAUACUACAACAACAACAACAACUACUACUCCAUCAACAACAUCAAUACCAACUAAUAAUGAAGAUUGGUUUAAUCAUUCAAAUAAUCUUGAAAAGAUUACUAGUUUAUUACAAAAAUCAACAAAUAAUGAUAAUUGUUAUGAACAAUUUUAUAAUAAUAUAGUGUCAUUAUGUUCUUUAACUCCAACUGUAAAGAGUACACAAGAUGGUAGUUCAUUGGAUUCUUUGUAUUUUGAUUAUAUUGUGGCAUCAAGUUUAAAGUUUUUAAGUUGUCUUCCAUUAUCACUUUCAUUUUUAAAGGCAAUUAAAGAUCCACAAACCUUUACAACCGUUAGCAACACUUCACCAAUCUUUAUCACUUAUUUGAAAUCAAUCUAUCCUUCUCAAUGUAAUAAUCCUGAAAUACCGUGGUUGGCACAUACUGAAAAUAUUUUAACUCAUUUCAAAUAUAAUGGUGGUACACCAUCCGAUAGCUCUUUAAGAGUAAAUGGUAUUGUUCAAAGUUCAUUAGCUUAUCUUACAAAGGUUUUCGAUGUUGGUACCUCUUUGAAUAUUAAUAAAAAAUUGGCAGAAUCCUCUGGUAAUGUUGAUACAAGUGGAGGUGGUGAUAGUUAUUUCGAUGGUUGGGAAUCACUAUUUAAUGAUGACGAUGAUGAAGAAGAAGAUGAGGAAGAAGAAGAAGAAAUGGAUGAAGACGAUUCUGAGAAUGAUGAAGAUGAAGAUUCUGAAGAGAGUGAAAAAGAACAAAAUAAAGAUAAUUUAAAAUCUUCUUCAUCUACAGUUCCUACGACAACAACCACAGCAGCAGCAGCAACAACAACAGCAACAGCAACAACAAAAGAAUCAACAAUUCGUUCAAAUAUUUCAACAUUAUUACCAAGUUUAAUCAAUUUUAUAAUUGAUACUUUAGGUCAUUAUAGAGGUAUCUAUAAAAAAUCAUUGAUUGAACAAUUAUCAAAUCAUUCCAAUGCAUUACAUGUUAAACUCAUUCAAGAAUUGUAUAUAUUAUCAUCAAAAACCGAAGUUUUAGAGGUAAUGAAGUCUUUGGAUUUCUCAACAGAUGAUAGAAAUACUGUAGAGAAAUGGGAUGAAGAAUAUAAACCAGAUCCAUUGGUACCAAAGGAUCAAAAACAAUUGUUUGGUUGGUCAGUUCAACCAUAUAACCCAUCCUUUACAGAGGGUAAAGUUUAUAGUGUAGCACUUCAAUCGAUAAUUAGAUUACUCCUAACUCUUUCAAAUCAAGCAUUGGUCCAUUGGGAUAAUGUUACCGAGACAAAUCCAGAUUCAACAAAACCAAUACUCUCCAAAGUUAGUGAAUUAAUCUUUGAACAAGUUUAUAUCUCCACUGAUAGAUCAUUCUCUUUCUUAAAGGAUCAUUAUGAUAACUAUUCAUCAUUGAUUAGUGGUGCUCAAUCUGGUUAUCUUAUCAAUCAAAUUAAAUUGGCAAACUUUGAAUCCAUUUCAAAGAUUUUAAUUGAUCCAACUUUUUCUCCAUCCAAUAACAGUAGUAACAAAUUUUUAUCAGAGAAUUCAUAUCUAUUAACAGUUUUAAUUGGUUAUGUCGAUUCUUUAAUAUCAAUGUCAAAAUUGAAUGGAUCUCAUAUCUAUUGUUAUUAUAUUUCUGGUUUCAAUGGUUCAGUAGCACGUGGUACUAGAGAUUUCGAAUUUGUUUUACCAACUGGUAAUCUUCAACUUUUAAUCUCUGUUCUUUUCAAUAAUCCAUGUGAAAAGUUUAAUCUUAAAGUUUUAUCGGCUUUGGUCCAUUUUAUGUCAAUCUCAACACCAUCAGAAUUUUUCACAUCAUUUAGAUCUCAUUGUAUUACAACUUUUAGUAAAAUUCCAAUUAAUGAUUUAAAGUUAUGGUUUGAACAAAAACUUUUAGGUAUUAAUAAUUUUGAAAAAAAUUCAACAGCAACAAAUGGUACAGAAAAAAUGGAUAUUGAAAUCAUUUUAAAUAACAACAAUAAUAAUAAUAAUAAGGUUGAAGAAAAAUCUGGUAAAAUUAAUUCAACAGUUUCAAUUCAAGAACAAAUUAUAAGAUUAAUUGGUUUAUUAAUUGGUAAUAAAGAUUUAUCAUGUUAUUCAAAGGAUUAUUUACAACAACAAGCAGCAGCAGCUUUGGCAGCUAAAGAGUCUGAAGAACUUUUACAACAACAAUUACUUCAAGAGUCUGAAGGAAAGAAAAAGAAGAGAUCAAGUGGAAGUAGUACACCAACUAAAAUACCUGGUAAGAAAACACCAAUCACUUCUGGUCAAGAUAGUAAUUCUUCACCAGCUUUAACUGCAUCAUCUUCACCACCUUCUUUAGAAUUUGUUGAUUGGGAUGAAAAGGUAACAUCAUUUGCUUUGACACUUUUCGAUGUCUUAUUAUCAUCUCUAAAUAAUGCUUUUACGGUUUGGAUUGAUCAACCAAAAUUACUCAAAGGUUACUUUGAAUUAUUACAAUUCAUUGCAAUGGGACAACAUCAACUUUUGAAAUUAUUCAAUGAAAUCUCCAAUCUUUCAUCACCACUCUUAACCAAUCCAACUAUUGACCAAUUGGAAUCAUUAAAUCUUUUAGUAGAAUUUAUUGAAAAUAUUUUAGAUUUAUCAAAAUCUUUGAAAAAACCUUCAAGUGACCAACAGCAUCAUAGUGGUGGUUGUCAUCAUAGUAACCAUCACCACCAUCACCAUCAUAGUCGUAAGGAUGAAGUGAUGGUUGAUAAGUCCUCAAUAACAAACGUUGUAGAUGAAGAUAUAUUAAAGGAUGAUGUCGAAGUAAUGGAUGAAGAAGAUGAAGAUGAACUUCAAUAUCUUUCAGAGGAUGAAAAAGUUGUUAAUGGUAAUGAAAACACUGGUGAAGAGGAUGAUGAAGAAAGAAAACUCUCUUCAAAAGUUUGUACUUAUACAUUCACUAAAAAUGAUUAUAUUGAUCAACAUUGGUAUUUUUGUUAUACUUGUGGUUUGAAAUUCUCUGAAGGUUGUUGCUCAGUUUGUGUUAAAGUUUGUCAUAAAGGUCAUCAAGUUAGUUAUAGUAGAUAUAGUAGAUUCUUUUGUGAUUGUGGUGCUGGAGCAGGUAAAGGUAAUCCAUGUAAAGCUCUUAAACCAAGACUUUAUUCACCACCAAAACAAUUACAACAACAACAACAACAACAACAACCACAACAACCACCUCAAGACCAACAAAAGAAUGUUGCAGCUGAACAACAACCACAACAACAACAAGAAGAACAACAAGUAGCUUCAACAACUUCAUCAGCAACAAAUACUAAUGAUCAACCAAUUAUUCCAGAUAGUUUAUCAUCAUCUUCGUCAAAUUCAUCACCAUCAUUUAAUAAUAAUAAUAAUAAUAAUAACAAUGGUACCACAGGUAGUGGUAAUACAUUCUCAUCGAUUAAUAAUUACUUUUUCAAUUUACCAACUCAACAAGAUAAAGAACAAUUAUUCAAUGAAAUCUUUAAUGAUAAAUCUAAUAUCAUUUCAAAAUUAUCAGAACUUUAUCCAAAAUUAAUUGAAAUGUAUAAAAAAGUACAAACAGACCUUAUUAAACCACAAUCAGAUUCAAAUAGUAAUAAAUUAGAGGUGUUUGAAGAAUCUUCAACCCAAUCCAUCAGUAGUAGAGAAAUCAUUUCAAAGACUGAUAUCUUUACCACUAAAAAAGUAUCAAAAAAUGGUACUUUUGAAGCUAAACUCAAACUUGAAGGUGUUGAAGGUAAUCAAUUAAAGACUUUCCUCUCAAGUGGACCAAUCCAAAGAAAAGCAAUAGCUUCAACUUCCAAAGGUUUAUUGGCAAUUGCUGAAGGUGAUUCUGUUUCAUUGUUUAAUUCUUCAAAGAUUUUAGAUGAUGAUGCACAAUUGGAUAAACAUUCAUUUAGCAAGGCAUUAUCAAAGAGUUCCGUAGCCUAUCCAAUCGUUAGUAUGGUAUUCAAUCCACUCAAUGAAAGAUUCCUUGCAGUUGUUGGUUUCAAAGAAGUAAAGAUCCUCACUAUCAAUCAAAAGGAUGAAAUUGUCGAUCAAUUGGUAAUCGAUUUAUCUUUGGAUGCUUUAGGUGAAACUAUUUAUAUUAUAAAGGUUGAAUGGAUCAUUGGUAGUCAAGUUGAAUUGGCAAUUGUAACCAACGAGUUUAUCAAGAUUUAUGAUCUCUCUAAAGAUAAUCUCUCACCAAUUCAUUUCUUCUCUCUACUCGAAGACUCUAUCAAAGAUAUGUGUUUGGUUCAAAAGAAUGGUAAAAAUCAUAUCCUCGCCCUUAGUAACUAUGGUUUAUUAUAUUUCCAAGCCAUUGAAGAUUCAAUCGAUAAUGAAUCUUGUAUUAUGAUUGAAACUCUCCAAGUGCCAAUCAAUAAAAUUUCAGCGGGUGUUAGUGUUCACUAUAAUAUCGAUUUGGAUUUAGUGAUUGCAAGUUAUACCAAUGGUGAAUGUUAUGCUUUCCAAGUCAAUGAUACAAUGACCAACGUAACUCGUUCAUUCCCAAUCAUGGAUCCAGCAAAGAAAUUACCAAUGCCAGCUCAAUACUUUAUCAAUUUAUCACCAAUGUUUCCAAAUGUUUAUGCUUGUUUAGCAGCACGUGGUGGUUAUUUAUUGGGUUUCAAAAUGGGUACAAAAGAUAUUUCCAUUCAAAAUCUUAAACUUACUCAAAGAGUAGAGGGUAUGACCAUUUUAAAUCGUUCUUCUCCAAAAUUAUUAAUUCUAUUUGAUGAUGGUUCAAUUGGUAGAUAUGACUUUAAUCUUGAAAAUACCAUUCAACAACCAUUACCAACAACCUCAACCACCACUGAUUCAAUCAAUGAGUCUGAUAAAAAAGGUUUAGAUAUUCUUUUAUAUUUGAAAUCAAAAUAUCAAGAUUCAAUUAAUAAGAAUAAUAGUGGUAGUAGUAUUAAUAGUAGUGGUAACAAUGUUGCUACUGUAUCAUCAUCUACAACAUCCACAUCAGCUGUUAUAAAAUCUCCACCACCACUUUCAUCAUUAUUAUUACAACCAACAACAACAACAACAACUUCACCAGUAUUCCCAAUUGAUUUCUUUGAAAGUACAGAAUGUAUAACACCAAAUGUUAAAUAUGGUGGCGAUCCAUUACAAUGGUUCUCUCAAGAUGUAAUUAAACAAAAACUUGCCUCAAAUGAUGAAUACAUUGUUUGUCAAUCAUUAGAAACCCUUACUUUGGUCAUUAUGAAUAAUAAUUUCAAUAAUGCUAUUUGUGGUAUUCGUAUUUUGGUUGGUAAUGCAUCCACUAAGCAUAUCCCAACAGAGAUUAGAGUUUUCAAUCGUACUAUUCAAUUAAAGGAAGGUCAAAGAAGAUGGUAUGAUAUUCCAUUCACCACUGAAGAAACUUUAAGAUCCAUUAAAAAGGUUUCUUUUACUGCUGGAUCAACAUUUACAAUGGGAACAUCACCAAUCAUCGAUCAAGUUGAAGUUUACGCUAAAAAUAAAGAUUCCCUUGGUUUCAAUGAUUCAGAUGAUUCCGAUGAUGAAUUCCCAACUGUAGAUGAAAAUGUUACAAGUUCUGGUUUAUCCACAAGUGCAGGUGGUAGUGGUGGCGGUGUUGCUGGCACAAAUGAUUCAACUGCUGAUAAACAUACACCAUUAGAAAUUGUUAUACUUCACUGCUUUAAUUCUUUGAAAAACUAUUUCUCAAAUCAUGUAGCCAAUGAUGACAGUCAAAAAUUCAUUGAACUUAAAGAGAAAACUUUAUCAAUUCUUCCAUCAAUGAUUACAGAUUCACAAUUAUCUUUUGUUAGAUCAUCUAUUAAGAAAUUGUUAAAGAUUCUUUCAACCAAUAGUGAACAUUAUCAAACAUUGAAACAUAGUAUUCAAUUAAAAUAUGCAAGUCAAACAGUUUCAUCAAUCUUAUCAAAUAGUGGUGGUACAAUCCCAAACUCUGCUGAUCUUGAAAAAUUGGAUUAUUUAGUUGCAGCUUUGAAAAAGAUUUCAUCAUCAAAUCCAAAUAAUUUAGAGAAAUAUUUAUUCAAAGAUCAUCCAAACUUUUUAUCUGAUCUUUUAACAAUCUAUCGUAAUACAACCUCUCCAUCCUCUAGUAAAGGUAAAUCAUCAUCAGCAUCAGCAUCAUCAUCAUCAUCAACAACAACAGCAACAUCAACAUUACCAUCCAAUACCCAAAGUGGUAGCAAUAAUGGAGCAGUCUCUUCAAAUGCUUUACUCUACUCUGAUUCUUUCAUUUCAAAUUUAGUUCAAUUACUUUGGAAUUGUCAAAGAUCAAAGAUUUUCUCAACAGAUUUAAUCUUUACCUUAUUAAAAUCAUUAUUAUCACAUUCAAAUGAAAUCAUUAGAACUAGAUCAUCUUUAAUAUUAGUUUCAUUUAUUUCGAAAUCUGGUAAUAAUUCAACCGUUGCCAAUUUAUUACCACCACCAUCAUCAUCAUCAAAUGAAAAUGUUGUCGACAACGAUAACACCAAUAAAGAAAAUGAAGGUGAUAUACAAAUGGUUGAUGAAGUUUUAUUCUCUUGUGAUCUUUGUAAUAUUAAUCCAAUAACAGGUAAAAGAUGGAAUUGUAGUAAUUGUGGUGAUUUUGAUCUUUGUAAUCAAUGUUAUCAAAAUCCAGAAAAAGACCAUCCAAAGGAUCAUAUAUUUAAAGAAUUCAUAAUUGAUGAACCAAUGAAAGAUGGUGAUGAAAAAGAAUCAACAAAUGAACCACCACAACAACAAAAACAACAGGAUCAACAAUUACAACAAGAUUUACAAGAUGAUUCUGAAUAUGAUGAAGAACUUAAAAUUGCAAUUUCAAUGAGUUUAAAUAACAAUAAUAAUAAUAAUAAUAAUAAUGAAUCAAUGGAUACAUCAACAUUAACAACAACAACAACAACCACAAAUAAAACAACUCCAACUACAAAUGAAGAACCAAUGGUUGGUUUCAUUAAAUUAAUUAUUGAAGAGAUUAUAGUAUCUUAUGAAAAAGGUUUUUCAUUUAUGAUUCCAUAUAUGCAAAUCCUUUAUUCAACAAUUUUACAUAAUACUACAUUCAUCCUCAACAAUAAUCAAUUAUCCAAUCAACUUGUAACAACUCUUGUUAAUUUAAUUUCCAAACAUAAAUCAAAUCUUUCCAAAUUCUUAUCAACCAAAUCAAAUAAUCUUGAAGGUGAUAUUUUAAUUUUCUCAUUAUUAAGUUUAUUAUUAGAUUCUGACGAGCAAAAGAGACAAAAGAUUCAAAGUAAACAAACAACAACUACAGCAGCAGCAGCAGCAACAACAACAACAACAGCAACAGCUACAGUAACAACUCCUUCAGUAGUAACAACUCCACAUAGUUUACCAUCGACAUUAAUUUAUCAUUUAUCAAAAUUAUUUAUUGAUAGAGAUAUAAUUCAACUUUUAAGAUUAUGGAUUGAACAAUUGUAUACCUGUAUCUCUGAAUCACAUGGGUUAUCGGUUGGUGAGGAAAGAGAUUCACCUUUUGGUGCAUUGUUAGUUCCAUCAAUUGAUGAAAAUCAAACUCUACCAAAGAAUAGAUUCACUCCAUUCUUUGGAAAAUACCUUCCACAAUCAAUGGGUUCAAUUCAUUUAUUACUCUCAAAAGCAAUCUUCAAAUUGAUGAUUACAUUCUAUCGUUGUGAGAGAAGAAAGAAAUCGAUUACUCAAACUACACCUACAUUGAUAAAACCAUCCGAAUGGACUAACCUAAUCUGUUCUUUCAUUCAUUCAAAGAAAACUGUUUCAAUUGUAAAAUAUCCAAAGAAACUAUUGUUUUUAAUUUAUCAAACCAAGUCAUCCUAUUAUUCAAUUCGCGAUGAAUUCUUAUUGAAAAAGAAGUUUGCUGGUAUCUUGGAUUUAGAAGGUAAAACAAAAGGUUUCUCUGAUGAAAUUGGUUAUGAUCAUUUGGCCAAAUUAAUUUCUUAUCUUACCUUAAUGUUAGAAGUAGCAAGUGAUAGACCAAAGAGUUGGCAAUUCUUUUGUGCUCAUAAUGAUGUAUUACCAAAACUCUACAAAAUCUUAUUCAAUCUUGCAGAAGAACCAUCUUCAUUGUUAUUGGAAUUAUUAACCUAUGUAUUUGUUGAUGAAAUAGCAGAACAACCAUUAUCAUCAACAUCUCAAGAUACACAACAAGAAUCAUCAAACAACAACAACAACAACAACAGCAAUGAUAUUUUAAUGCAAGAUGUUGACACUAAAGCAAAACAUAUUUCAAUAUUCCUUCAAGAACAAUAUUUCAAUGUUUUAAUAUUUAAUAUAUUAUUAGAAUCAAACUCUUCUGAUUUAAGAUCAAUAGCUAGUAGUUUUAUUUAUUAUUUAUGGAGAUCAUCAAAUAAUGAACAAAGAAUUUUCAUUAAUAAAUCACUUUGGUCAAAAUUAAAUAAUGUUGCGUCAUAUGGUAAAAAUGCAAGUGAAUUUAUGGAUUUACUAACCUACUUUUUAAAUGAAACUGAUUCACAAUCUUGGAAGGAUCAACAUAAUGAAUUUUCAAAUAAAUUAAUUGAAAGCUUUAAACAACAAAAUCAAAUUUCAUUAAAUCAUCCAAAUUCACAAAUUUAUAAUAGUUUGGGAAAGAUUUUAGAAUUUGAUGGAUAUUAUUUAGAGAGUGAACCAUGUUUAGUUUGUAAUAAUCCAGAGGUACAAUAUCAAACAUCACGUUUAGAAUCAUUGAAACAAGAGGUUAAAUUCUCAGAGUAUUCACAAUUGAUCAAAUUCAAUGGUGUUUAUAAUAUCUCCAAGAUUAUGAUUCAAUUACAUGAUGUCAAGAAAGGAAAGAUGAUUAAAACCAUCAAUCUUUUCUACAACAAUAAACCAGUUGCAGACAUUGGUGAUCUCAAGGGUAAAUUUAAUCAAUGGAAAAAGUUGAAACAAGUUCAUUUCACUCCAUCUCAAACUGAAAAGGCUGUUGUUUUCCAAAUCCCAAUCUCUGCUAGAAACUUUAUGAUUGAAUAUUUUGAUUUCCACGAUAACCUUCAAGCUGCUUCCUCUGAAAAACUUCAAUGUCCACGUUGUAGUAGAAUCGUCACUGAUAAGCAUGGUAUCUGUAAGAAUUGUCAUGAGAAUGCCUAUCAAUGUAAACAUUGUCGUAAUAUCAACUAUGAAAAUUUAGACGCUUUCCUCUGUAAUGAAUGUGGUUUCUGUAAACAUGCCAAAUUUGAUUACUCCUUUGUUUGUAAACCAACCAUUGCAAUUGAAAAGAUUGAAAAUCAAGAGGAUCACAAGAGAGCUAUUCAAACCAUAGAGAAAGAAUCUGAAAAUGCUCAUAAAAAGUACCAAAGAUUAAUUGGUUUUAAAAAAGUUAUCUCUGGUCUAAUCAAUUCUUUUGAAACUCAAGAACCAUGGUCAAAGGAUGAUUUAAUUAAAAGUUCAGGUGGUACAAUUAGUAUCGCUAAUACUUCAACCAAUUCAACUGGUAGCAAUAAUCAAUCUAUCAAUAGUAGUAGUGGUAAUAUUUCAACAAAUUCUUCAUCUUCAUCUUCUUCAAGCUUUGGUAUUUCCAAUCAAUCUUCAAGUGGAAAUGGUGGUGGCGGUGUUGGUAGUGGUGGUGGUGGUGUUAUCAAUCAAAGUGGUACAUCCAAUAAUUCAUCAUUCCUUACACUUAGAAUUAAUAAAAAGAUUGGCUACCUUAGUAGAUUAUAUGAAAGAGAAUGUAGAAAUAUUUAUGAAGGUUUAAGUAAGAGUGUUCAAAUUUUACAAACCAAUAGAAUGGAAAUUUCAAAAUAUAUGAAUUUCAUUUCUGGUGGUGGUCAACCCUCUUCCAAUGAUAAACAACAACAACAACAACAACAACAACAACAAUCAUCCAGACAAUGUCCUGUUUCAAUUCAUUUACGUGAAGAAAAUAAAUGUUAUGGUUGUUCAAAUUCAUACAUUGAACAGGUUUUAUGUUUAUUAAAUUCCUUCUGUAGAAAUUCAGAGUUAACACCAAUUAAGAAUCUUUUGAUUGAAAAAGGUUUACCAAAAGAAAUAUUCUUUAAUAAUAUUCAUCAUGGAAAGAGUAUUGCAAAGGGUUGGGCUAAAUCAUCAUUAUCCUAUCUUACCAAAUCAAAUAUUGAUUGUACUUCAAUGGUUAAUCAAUGGAUUAAAGACAAGAUUUACUACACACUUUGUUAUUAUUCAUCAUUGGAUGUUCCAAACAUGGUCUCAAGUGAAAUCUCAUUGUUGAAAGAAUGUUCCUCACUCUCUGAUAAUAUUUGGCCACAAAGAUUAUCAUUCAUAAUGGAGUUAUUCUUUAAAGCUUUAUCAAGUGGCUCUCAAAGUCCAGUGGUUUCAGAGUAUAUUAUUUUACCAUGUCUCAAAAUCAUAAUUUAUUUAUGUACUCUUGAUCGUAAAGGUGCUUUCAUUACAAAGGAUGCAAAAGAUCUUGAAAUCUCUCAAAAAUUAUUAGCAACAAGAUUUGAAAAAUUAAAAUCAUCAAAGAAACAAGCCAUUGCUUUGGCUGCAACAGCAACAGCAACAGCAACAGCAGCUAAUGCUUCAUUAACCUCAACCAUUGAAAAGAAGAUUGAAGCAUUAUCAUCAUUACUUUCACCAAAUACUGUGAAUAAUAUUGCACUUUCUGUUGCAUCAUCAUUACUUUCACCACAACAAAUGCAAUUACAAAUUCAACAACAAAUCGCUUUACAACAACAACAAAUUCAACAACAAAUUCAACAACAGCAACAACAAUUGAAUGAAUCUGUUUCAGGUUUAAAGAUUUUAUCACCAUCUUCUUCCUCAUCAUCUCCAUCUGGUGUUGGUGCUACUGGUAGCGAAAAUGGUGGUGGUGGUAGUGGAAGUAGUAGUGGUAGUAGUGUUAGUGGUAGUGGUUCAAUAUCUUCAUCUCAAGAUCCAAACAUAUUAUCAAUCUUUGAUAAUGAUACUUCAAAUGCAGGUGCUAACGAAUCAUGGGAUGGUGAUGAUAAUCCAAUUGCAAAUGCUUGGUCAUCAAAAUAUGAAAACUAUUUAUCUAAUUUCAAUGUAAACUCUUCAAUCGGUGAAAUAUCAAAAUCUUUGAAACCACUUAGCCAAGAUGAAUUAAAGAGUAAAUAUUUCAAGAGAUGGUAUGCUCAAGUUAAAAAGAGAAAACAACAACAACAACAACAAUCUUCAGGUAUUGGUUAUGCAACUCAAUCAAGUUUCGAGGUAUUGUUUGAAGAGAAAUGGUUAGAGAAAUUGUUAUUCAAUUCAACAUCAUCAAUUCGUCUUGAAAUAAUCACUUUGAUGGGUAUUUUAAGUAAGAAUAGCAAUAGUAGAUCACUUAAAUUCUUGGAUCUCCUUACAAAGAUUCUUCCAAAUGCAACAGAGGCAGGUGAAUAUUCUGCAGAGUUUUUCGGACUUUUCAAUAGUUUUAUCUCAACCUCUCAAGAUCGUAAGAUUUAUUUAGCUGUAAAAGGUUUCAUUCCAUUCAUUUGUGAUGCUAUCAUCAAGGAGAUUGAACAUAUCAAAUCAAAGGAAGGUUCAUUUAGUACUGAUGUUUCACAAGGUUUUGUUUUGAAAACUUUAGUUGCUAUACUUAAAUCAUUCCUCGAUGUACCAACUCUUAAAGCAAAGAUGAAGAAAGAUAAUAUGUUAGAAAAGGUAUUGGAUGCUUUCUUAUCACUUCGUGGUGUUAUCGUUCAAAAGAAUAAGUUAACCGAGGAUUCUGUACGUUAUCUCCAAGAGUUGAUGAAAUCACUAAACAAUGAAUCUGUUCAAGACAAUAAGAAGUUUAUGGCUGCUAAUAUUAAAGCAUUGGCUAAAUAUCAAUCGGAUGGUAGAACUCCAAUAUUUAUUUUCGAACAACUUUGUAAUAUUGUUUGUCCAACCAAACCAGAUCCAAUCUAUCAAUUGAUACUCUUUAAAGCUGCAUCUCAAGAGGAAUACAUUAGAGGUUCAAUGAAUCGUAACCCAUAUACUUCCAAUACCUUUGGUGGUCCACUCAUGAGAGAUGUAAAGAAUAAGAUUUGUAAAGCUUUAGAUUUAGGUAGUUUCUUAGAUGAUGAUAAUGGUAUGGAGUUAUUAGUCGAUAAUAAGAUCAUUAAAUUGGAUUUACCAAUUAAAAAAGUUUACGAAUUAGUAUGGAAAAAGAGUCCACAAGCAUUAAGAACAGCAGAUAUCAAUAUUCCAAUGAAUGUAGUUUAUCGUCUUCAAGGUUUAGAUGGUGAAGCAACUGAAGAAAUCAUUGAAACUCUUAAUGAUAAUAACUCUGAAGAAAAGGAUCCAGAAGUUGAAUAUGAAAUCACAAGUGUUAUGGCUGAAUGCGGUGGUUUGGAAUCAAUGAUCUCAAUGAUUGAACGUAUCAAUGAUUUCUCAAUCGAGAAGGAAUUGGCACAAUUAGUAAUUAAAUUACUCUACCAUUGUUGUAAGAUUAAAAUUAAUCGUCAAAAAUUACUUACACUCAAUACUGUUGGUAGAUUAUUGGAGAAAUUAAAACAAGCUUUCCAUCAACCAGAACUUUCCGAACAUUUAUUGGUCAUCAUUGAAUCGGUAGUUAGCGAAGCAAAUCGUGAUUAUCUUCGUGGUUCAAAUUCUUCUACCUCACUCUCACAUCAUAAAGAUAUCAAUGAAGCUCAAGAACAAAUGAAUAUGUUUUUAGAUAAAUUAAACGGUGCUCAAGUAAUGUCAAAUCCAAAGAUCAUUCAAGCAAUCACAAGAAUUAUUCCAUUCCUUACCUAUGGUCACACUGAAAUUAUGGAUUAUCUCGUUGACUUUUUCACACCAUAUUUAAAUUUCCAAGAGUUUGAUGAUUCAAAAUCAAAAGAUACCAAUCAUGUUUAUCAUCUUGAUUUCUUUACCAAACUUAUGGAAAAUACUCGUCCAGAUUCAAAUGGUAGAAGUAUUCGUUCAAUCAUUAUUAAGCGUGGUAUCACUAAAUCAUUGGUUGAUUACUUAUUAAAUUACUUCCCUGAAAAUGGUGAUAAGACUAGCCAAGAAUGGCUUUCCUCUUUGGAGAAACCAGCUUUACCAUUCGUUUUAGUAUUAUUAAAAGGUUUAGCAAUGGGUCAUGAACCAACUCAAAAUAUGACUCUAGAAUCUAACCUUAUCAAAAGAAUUCAUAUACUUGAAGAAACAGCUGGUACUAGUGCAAAGAUUGGAAGUUUAGCUGAGAAUUUAUUAGAGUCAAUCGCUGAAGGCAAUGAAAAAACCUCAAAGAUUGUAAGUGAUACUCGUAAGGAAUCGAAGAUGGAAAAAUUAAGUCAUGCUCAAAAACAUAGAGAAGAUGUGUUGAAACAAUUGGGUUUAGCUCAACAAGGUAAACAUAUUAUGGCAAACGUUGUUCCAGGUUCAAUUGAAGAUUUGGAUGAUGAUGAAGGUUUCACUUGUAUGGUUUGUAGAGAAGGUUAUUCAUUUAAACCAACCGAUGUAUUAGGUAUCUAUACCUUCUCAAAGAGAAUUCCAUUAACAUCAGUGGGUGAAACAACUUGUCCACCAUCAUCAACAACCAAUGUCGCUGCUUCACUUUCUCUCUCCCCAAGUAGUAGUGGAGGUGGUGGUGGUGGUGCUUUAUAUUAUGGUUUCACUACAGUAACUCAUUUCAAUUUCAUUCAUUUCAAUUGUCAUCGUGAUGCAACCAAAGCAGAUAGAAGUAUGAAGGUACCAAAAGAAGAAUGGGAAGGUGCUGCACUCAGAAAUCAACAAACCAAAUGUAAUGGUCUUUUCCCUGUACUUCCACCAAAGAUGAAUAGUGAUGCAUUCACUCCCUACUCUGAUAAAUUCUGGGUUAAUCUCAACAAUAUCUCUCGUGUCGAAGGACCAAAAUUCCGUAUACUCUCUCAUGAUCUCAAAUUCUUAUUGAUUCGUUUGGCAAAGGAUGAAUCUUUCAGUACCGAUUCUAAAGGUGGUGGCAAAGAAAGUAAUAUUAGAAUUGCACCAAUGUUUGUCCAACUUGGUAUGUUUUUAUUGGAUCAAAAGUUGGUUGGAGGUAACUCUGCCAAUCAAUUAAGACGUCCACAAUUUGAAAAGACUUUAGCACAAUUCACAACUUUACCAUUGGAAACUGCAAUCACUUCAAUGUAUCAAAUGCUAUCCGAUAAUGUACCAUACUUUUUAGUGGUUUCAAUCUUUUUACAUUCACCAAAAGAAUUUGAAAAUCAAAAAUUCAAUUACCUCACAAAACUAUUGGCUUAUGCUUUUGUUGAUUAUCUCACCACUAAUACAAAGAAUGGUUUAAGUUCUCCAGAUGAACCAUCAAAAGAUAAACUUUUCGAUAUCACUCGUCCUUGGUUAAUAUUCUUCUCUUUGUUAUCAAAAUUCCAUUCAAUCAUUAAACCAUCCUCAUGUACCGAAGAAAAUUGGAUUCAAGAAACUAAAAAUCAUUUAUCAACAAAUUGUACAAAGAUUCAGGUAGAUGUUAAAGAAUUAUUAAAUUGUUUCGAAAAUGAAUUAAAAGAAUUCCAAGAUGAAAUGGAAUUCUUUGAUGAUGAAGGUCUCUUAAAAAAUGUUUUAUUAAAUAACAAAGAUUCAAAUGAAUAUUUAUUAAAAUUAUAUAAAUCUGUUAAAUCAAAUAAAAAAUAA